This is a messenger RNA of Venturia canescens, 4549 nucleotides long. RefSeq names its product phosphoribosylformylglycinamidine synthase (gene Pfas). Gene Ontology annotation, molecular function: phosphoribosylformylglycinamidine synthase activity. Gene Ontology annotation, biological process: 'de novo' IMP biosynthetic process. The record is from RefSeq and is a predicted model, not a curated record. Lineage: Eukaryota; Metazoa; Arthropoda; Insecta; Hymenoptera; Ichneumonidae. The transcript is spliced from 20 exons. Bases 223 to 4248 code for a protein of 1341 amino acids.
UAACAGAAAAAAUAUUAGUACUUUGUAUAAAAAUAAAUAUUAAAUAAAGUGUGCUAUUGUUUAUCAGAAUUCCAUUCACCUCGUCGCAUUCAAAUCCGCUUCACUCCGUAUAAGAGGACAAUUGAAAUUUAUAUUUGUUUUCCCAGAGGACCUAAAGAGAGACCGGAGAACUAUCAGUAUUUUCCUCUGAAAUUGAGUCCAUAGUUUUUCACAAAUAACACCAUGGUUAUUAUGAGAUUUUACAAAAAGCCUGGCCUUCUGGCUGGCCAAUUGAACAAUAAAUUGAAUGCUAUUUGCAAUAAAGCUAAUUCUGUCAAUGGAUUAGACACAGAAUUGUGUUAUUAUGUGGAAUGCAAGGAAGAUCUGACCAAAAAAGAAAUGGAUAUGGUCCAAUGGGUUCUCACAUCACCGCUGGAGCCUCGGCACUUGGAAAAUUUCAGUGUGUUGGAAACAAUUGGAAAAAACUGUGAAGAAUCUUUCUUUAUUGUUGAAGUUGGACCAAGGCUCAAUUUCUCAACAGCAUUCUCCAGCAAUGCUGUAUCUAUAUUCAAGUCUGUUGGAGUAGAUAAAAUUACAAGAGUCGAGGCGGGCAUGAGGUAUUUGGUGAAACACAGGGGAACUAUGAGCAAGGAAACUGAAGAAUCUAUCGUCAGUGUGCUUCAUGACAGGAUGACCGAAUGUCGUUAUUCGAAACCAAUUGAGUCGUUUGACCAUGGAUUCAGACCAGAAAAGUGGUUCGAGGUUGAUAUUCUUAAAAAUGGAAGAAAGGCAUUGGAAGAUGUCAAUGAAAAAUUAGGACUUGCAUUCGACAACUGGGACUUGGACUUUUACACGGAAUUGUUCGGUUCCAAAUUGAAGCGUAAUCCAACAAGCGUAGAAUGUUUCGAUUUAGCUCAAUCGAACAGCGAGCACAGCCGUCAUUGGUUUUUCCGCGGUUCAAUGAUUAUCGACGGCGAAAAAAAGGAAAAAACUUUGUUUGAUCUGAUCAUUGAUACUCAGUCGAGCUCGAAUCAAAAUAACGUUAUUAAAUUCAAGGAUAACAGUAGCGCAAUCGAAGGCUUCGAAACGACGGUCCUUCGGCCACACCAAAGUCAUUCUGCAAGUCCCUUGAGACUCGAAAAACUCAAAAAACACCUCAUUUUCACUGCUGAGACGCACAACUUUCCUACUGGGGUUGCGCCAUUCAGCGGUGCUACAACGGGAACAGGUGGUCGAAUAAGAGAUAUUCAAGGAGUUGGACGAGGUGGCUAUUACACGGCUGGAACAGCCGGGUAUUCAGUCGGAAAUCUUCACAUCCCAGGGUACGAUUUACCGUGGGAAGAAAAAAAUGUUUUGUAUCCUGACAACAUGGCAUCACCGUUGGAUAUAUUAAUCGAAGCGAGUAAUGGAGCAUCGGAUUAUGGGAAUAAAUUUGGCGAACCAGUCAUAUCGGGAUUUGCAAGGUCCUUCGGGAUGAAAUGUUCGAACGGCGAUCGCCGGGAGUGGAUCAAACCCAUUAUGUUCAGCGGUGGUCUUGGCACUGUAGACUCAACCAUGACGGAAAAAAUACUCCCGGAAAAAGGAAUGGAGGUGAUAAAAAUUGGCGGUCCCGUUUAUCGGAUCGGCGUAGGUGGUGGUUCUGCAAGUUCCGUCGAGGUUCAAGGUGACAACAAGACCGAAUUGGAUUUCGGUGCUGUACAACGUGGUGAUGCUGAGAUGGAACAAAAGUUGAAUCGAUUGGUCCGUGCGUGUGCAGAAAUGGGCGACAAAAAUCCGAUUUUGAGUAUCCAUGAUCAAGGAGCUGGUGGCAAUGGAAACGUAUUGAAAGAAAUAGUUGAGCCUGCCGGAGCUGUAAUUUUCACUCGUAAUUUUGAGCUUGGUGACGAAAGCAUCAGUACGAUGGAACUUUGGGGAGCGGAGUAUCAAGAAAACGAUGCCAUAUUAUGUAGGAAAGAAGACGGUCAAUUGCUGAAAAAAAUUGCAAAACGUGAAAAAUGUCCAAUCAAUUUUGUGGGUACUGUGACCGGUAUGGGAAAGAUUGUUCUUUCAGAAGAGGAACAUUGCGAUCCGACAAAAUAUUUAAACGGGACCGAAGAUCGUAAUUUAAGACAUCCCGUAGAUUUAGAACUUGAACUCGUUCUUGGUAAAAUGCCUCAGAAGACUUUUCACCUGAAGCGAGAAACUGUAAUGAUGCAACCGAUUACACCUUGGAGCACUUUGUCCAGCCGAAAAGGACUCGAAGAAGCUCUUUCUAGAGUUUUACGACUUCCGUCUGUGGCCAGCAAACGUUAUUUAACAAACAAAGUCGAUCGUUGCGUUACUGGACUCGUAGCUCAGCAACAAUGCGUUGGACCUUUACACACUCCUCUUGCGGAUGUCGCCGUCACCGCAAUAUCACAAUUCUCAACUGUUGGAACAGCGACUUCUAUCGGUGAACAACCUAUAAAGGGUCUCGUCAAUGUUUCCGCGGGUGCCCGAAUGACCGUGACUGAAUCAUUGACGAAUCUCGUUUUUGCAAAAAUCAGUGACUUGAAGGAUGUUAAAUGCAGUGGAAAUUGGAUGUGGGCAGCAAAAUUACCUGGAGAGGGUGCAGCUUUGUACGAAGCCUGUGAGUCCAUGUGCUCGAUAAUGAAGGAUUAUGGAAUCGCAAUUGAUGGCGGUAAAGAUUCGUUGAGCAUGGCCGCAAGGAUUGGUAAAGAAGUAGUUAAAGCCCCAGGCACUCUAGUGAUUUCAUCUUAUGCGCCAUGUCCAGACAUCAGACUCGUCGUAACACCAGAUCUUAAGAGCCCGGCUAUGGGAAAAGAGGGUUGCCUACUUUUCGUUGAUCUUUCGAAUAAUAAGAGUCGACUUGGGGGCACUGCUCUUGCACAAGUAUAUCAACAACUCGGUGAUACUGUUCCCGAUGUAAACAACGUAGAACAUGUAAAAAAUGCAUUCGCAGCGACCCAGGCAUUAAUAGGCGAGAGAAAAAUCUUGGCUGGACAUGACGUCAGCGACGGUGGUUUGAUAACGUGUCUCUUGGAAAUGGCAUUCGCUGGUAUAUCCGGAGUAGACAUCAAUAUUGGACACAAAUCUGGUUUGCCGAUCGAAAUUCUAUUUGCCGAGGAAGUUGGUUGGGUUCUUGAAGUAGAUGAAAACGAUCGGGACUAUGUUUUGAAAACUUUCGAGAGUUUCAAUGCCCCUGUUUUCCCUAUCGGGAAAUCGAUCGGUCUUGGUCUUGAGUCGAAGGUUAUAGUGUCGGUCAAUAACGAUCUUUUGUUGGACUCAAGUGUAUUGUGCCUGAUGAAAAUAUGGGAGGAAACAAGUUAUCGAUUGGAGCUCCGCCAAACCAACGUCAACUGCGCAAACGAAGAGUACGAUGGAUUGAAGGAUCGAACAGUUCCAGCCUACAACUUGACCUUCGAUCCUGAUAUUAUUCCGGUCUCGAGGGCUUCCUCUAGUUUCUCGCCACAAGUAAAAGUCGCUGUGAUACGUGAAGAAGGAAUCAACGGUGAUCGAGAAAUGGCAGCUUCUCUGGCUGAAGCUGGUUUCGAAGUUUGGGAUGUCACGAUGCAGGAUCUUUGUACGAGCGAAAUUUCCAUGGACCAGUUCCGUGGAAUUAUAUUCCCUGGAGGAUUCAGUUACGCUGACGUUCUUGGAUCGGCCAAAGGCUGGGCCGCGACGUUAUUGUUUGACUCGCGUUUGCGCAACCAAGUUGACCACUUUUUGAAUCGCCAGGAUACCUUCAGUCUGGGUGUUUGCAACGGUUGUCAGUUGAUGAGCCUUUUGGGUUGGAUCGGCAGUGAUUUGAAUGAUCAAGGGAAAACAGAUAGCCAAGUGAAUAUCAUGUUGGACCAUAACCAAUCCGAGAGAUUUGAAUGCCGUUGGACAACGGUGAAAAUCGAAAAAUCAGCAGCGAUAAUGCUUCAAGGUAUGGAGAACAGUGUCAUGGGAGUUUGGGUUGCCCAUGGCGAAGGUAGAUUUACAUUCCGGAAUAACGAGAUAUUGGAGGAAUUGAAGAAGCGAAAUUGCUUAGCGAUCAAAUACACGGACGAUUUGGGAAAUCCUACGGAAAAAUAUCCUUUGAAUCCGAACGGCAGUGUUGAUGGGAUUGCUGGUAUCUGUUCAUCGAACGGUCGUCAUUUGGCGAUGAUGCCGCAUCCGGAACGAUGCACGCAAACAUGGCAAUGGCCUUACAUUCCUCAAAAUUGGACGAACGUGCGAUCACCGUGGCAAAAAAUUUUCGAUAAUGCACACGCUUGGUGUAAAGCGACUUGCCAAACGAGCUAAACUAACUCUGUCUGAAGUAUAUAACAAAAGUUUCGAAAUGUGGGAACAAUUAUUUUUGAUCGACUUGUACAGUGUUUUUUCAUGUAUUAGGUGUACAAAUGAAUUUUAAGGGAUUUACUUAAUAGAUCGCAUAACUAAAAACCCUUAAAACUUAUUUGUACACUUAAUAAAUGAGAAAAAUUUUGGUUUUAUCAUGUCUUUACUGAAUAACAGUGAUUGAAUGUUAUCUCGAUCACAUGAAAUUAGAAUUUGUAAAGUAAAAUAACAAUGUAUUUUGAUAUAUAUGAUUUCGUUAACUGAA